AUGUUCAGUUAUUUCGUGGAGCGAGAGAAUUUUUUUGAGUUUAAUUUAAUGUAUCUUAUGUUAGUUGGCUUAUGGCCUGACGAGAAUUGGUCGAAAAUUCAAUAUAAUCUCUAUAAAAUAUACGAGAUCUUUAUACACUUACAAACUGUCUUGUUUCUGGUGAUAACUGGAAUUGGGAUAAUAGAACAUAAGAAUGGCGGAGUUACUUUGCUUUUGUCAAACUUAGAUAAAUCUCUCGUUGCGUACCAUUUUGCCAUCAAAGCAUUUUUUUUUACAGCACACCGUAAUCGCUUAAGAGCUCUAAUAAAUGAUAUCCUUCAUUCGGGGGAUACAGUUUCUAAAGAUCGAAGGCAAUUGAUGAUAAUUCUUGUUAUAUUUGUCACGGUAAUGUGUCUGUCAGUUGUCGGAACUUUUUGUAUAGUGGCUCAAUUGGAGUUUGAGAUGCCUGUGGAAGCGUGGAUGCCUUUUGACCCUUUGAAGAGUCAAAUGCACCUAGCCUUAGCAGCUCAGAUCCUGACAGUAUUGUUGUCUCCGUGUAUGUGCCGAGCACUAGCUAUGCAAGGUAUAGUCUGUAGUCUCACGAUGUACAUAUGCGAUCAGUUGAUAGAAUUACAACAAAGAUUGAGGGAUUUGACGUACAGUCAGGAAAACGAGAACUCGAUGAGGCAAGAAUUUCAUGCGAUCGUGAAAAAACACAUCCGUAUGAUGGGAUAUUCGAAGUCUAUGAACGACGUGUUCACAGAGUUCUUUUUGGUACAGAACCUUGCAGUUACUGUAGAAUUAUGCUUGAAUGCGAUAAUGUUUACAUUGGUAAGUAUCUACUACCACGGAGUGCAGGAAAAGAAAAUUCUGGCUCCGUUCUUGGGUUUCUUGCUGCUAGCUUUACUUAACGCUUACAUUUUUUGUUACUUAGGAAAUGAAUUAAUUAUACAAAGUGAAAGCAUAGCUUUGGCAGCGUAUGACACUUCUUGGAUCUCGUGGCCGGUAGACUUGCAAAAGGAUCUGCUAAUCCUCAUAAGGGUGGCUCAAAGGCCUUACCAGCUGAGUGCAGGGGGCAUAACGAUGAUGUGUAUUCAAACAUUCAGUCAAGCACUGUACAACGGGUAUUCCAUUUUUGCAGUUCUUAAGGACGCAGUCAAUUAACGAGACUAGCUAAGUGAUAAGUAAAUUUAAAAUCACAUGUAAAAUUUAAUGUAAACUAUUACAAUUAAGUAUAUAGUAAG
Messenger RNA from Hyposmocoma kahamanoa, 1223 nucleotides. RefSeq names its product odorant receptor 30a-like (gene Or-18). The transcript is spliced from 5 exons. NCBI's taxonomy places the organism in Eukaryota, Metazoa, Arthropoda, Insecta, Lepidoptera, Cosmopterigidae. The coding region runs from base 1 to 1143 and encodes 380 amino acids. The record is from RefSeq and is a predicted model, not a curated record. Gene Ontology annotation, molecular function: olfactory receptor activity; odorant binding. Gene Ontology annotation, biological process: sensory perception of smell; detection of chemical stimulus involved in sensory perception of smell. Gene Ontology annotation, cellular component: plasma membrane.